Drosophila nasuta is the source of this 2747-nucleotide messenger RNA. It is a transcript of the gene Spred, whose product is annotated as Sprouty-related protein with EVH-1 domain. Gene Ontology annotation, cellular component: membrane. Lineage: Eukaryota; Metazoa; Arthropoda; Insecta; Diptera; Drosophilidae. Gene Ontology annotation, molecular function: protein kinase binding. The record is from RefSeq and is a predicted model, not a curated record. Gene Ontology annotation, biological process: multicellular organism development; negative regulation of MAPK cascade. The coding region runs from base 706 to 1932 and encodes 408 amino acids. The transcript has 7 exons.
CACCGACACAUAAAGCAGCUUUAAGAAAGCUUUUUUUUUUAAGAAAAAAGUCUGAAUUCAUCUAAAACCUGCACGAGAAUAAUGAAAACGAAAAGAAAUAUAUAGAAAAUGAAACUACAUAUUGAGUGAAAAAUUAAAUAACCCGGAAUAAAUAAUGAAUGUAACCGUCUUGAAACCAUAAAAGCAAGUUGAUAUCUUCCAGGAAAACCAAAAAAUCUUUUACUUAGCAUCAGAGUUGCAAAUGUCUCCAAAGAGAAAACAAUGAACGCGUUUCGCAAACAGUAAUAAAACCGUGGCGUCGUCUUUCAUAUUGUGCCAAAAGAAAAGAAAACGAAAAGAAAGUAAAAUCAACAACAGCAUCAAAGCUACAACACCACCUACAACUAUAACUACAACCACCACACAAAAAAGAACGGCAACAACAACAGCAACAGCACCUUCAACAACAACAGAAAAUAAUCAGGAAAAAGUUACAACACUAAUAACAACAACAAUAGGAAUACUCCAGUUAUCGGCUGCAGUCAACUUCACUCACAGGUCGUCGACGUCGUUGUUGUUGUUGUUGCUGUUGUCAUUCGUUUUGGGAAGUUUGUGCAGCAGCAGGCUCUGAAUGUCUUUAUGCUUUAAUCAUGGUGUAUUUUGCCACCAUCAAGAACAACACCGACACUAUACGCUGCUAUAUUAGAAUCUUUCUGAUUACAAAUCAUGACAGAAGGACAUGAAAGCGACUUCUUAGUUACAGUACGCGCACAGGUAAUGACCAGAGACGAAAGCACCGAGGGCUGGCUACCGCUGGCCGGGGGUGGUCUAGCAAAUGUUUCGAUACGGAAGCGUGCUAGACUAUCCCCAUUGGCAUCGGGUCAUGACUACAUCAUCUAUGGGCAAAGAAUCUCCGAUCAAAGUGUCAUCUUAAGCUGUGUCAUCAAUCGUGAUCUGAAGUAUUACAAAGUAAUGCCAACAUUUCAUCACUGGCGUGCAGGCAAACAACGCAACGGACUAACAUUUCAAACGGCAGCCGAUGCACGCGCCUUUGAUAAAGGCGUUCUGCGCGCCUAUAAUGAACUAAUUGAUGAUGAUGUAUUCAUGACCCUGGACUUACCUGUGGAAAGCGAAAGUUUACAAAAGAUACAUUCAAGCCCCGAAGGCAGUGAAAAAAGUCACAAAAGCGCAAGCGACCGUCACAAGGAUAGCUACAGCAACAAUUCCGAUUCAGAGAAACUACCAGCGGCGACCAUACACUACAUAUCGACGGACAAAACAUCAACGGCUCCGCCGGGCAAUGCGGGCAGCUCAUCGGAUGCACCACCGCCGCCGCCGCCAACAGCAGCCGGUCAAAUAGCGCCGAGCGAGAACUAUUCAUACGUAACGCUGACCGCUGUGCAUCAUGACUAUAACUAUCCGGUGGUGGAACAGCCGGUUGGCGCACAGGUGUUAAAUGCCCGCCGCGAAUCGAUCACUGCUCUAAAGAAGCGCAAUGCACUGGAGGCGGCACAGGCGAUGGCCGCCGCACAAACGUCGGCAUCGUCGUUGGCCGCCAGCAAGCCAUUGCACAAGCCAAAUGUUUCGGAUAUACUCAAAAAGGAGACACGAUUGCGUUGUCGCUAUUGCCAUGAGCUGUACAGCGAGGAUUUCAAUAGGCGCGGUGCCUGUGAGUAUGCGCCGGAUCCGAUACGUAGCGGUUACGAGUGCAUUUCGGGCAUGGGCUGUGCGCGCUGUAUGAUUUAUCAUUGCAUGAGCGAUGCGGAGGGCGAGACGGCGCAGCAUCCGUGCGAUUGUAGCAUUAGCGAGGCGGGCUGCACCAAACGCUGGUUGGGCCUGGCGCUGCUGUCCCUGUUCGUGCCAUGCCUAUGGUGUUAUCCGCCACUGCGUGCAUGCCAUUGGAUGGGCAUACACUGCGGUAUCUGCGGGGCCCGCCAUAAACCGCAUGUCUGACAUUUGGAGGCUAGAUUGCAAGGACAGUACGAUGACGACCCCAGCACCAGGCCCAGAAACGAGCACCAUCCGCAACCCGACGAGCAAAACUACAAACGCCAACUGCUGCGACUCAAGCAACGCCAGUCGCAGUCUCAGCCGCCACCCCAGAGGCACUUCUAUAAUUGGGAGCUGUCGCACAGCCUUGGUGCCCCACAACAGCAACCGCCAGAGCCGCUGUACCUAAUGCAGCCGCGCAGCAGCAAGGCAGCCCAGAACGAUUACGGUCGGCUGAUGUUCUAAACAUGUAUAUGAGAACCACGACAACCACAAAGACGACACCCAUCAAACAAACGUUGUAAUUGUGUGGUCGCCUGUUUUCAGCAGUUCAGAUUUUGUUGCGAGUUAGAGCUUGGGUUUAGUUUCCAUCGUUUUUGUUUUUUUUUUUUUUUUUUGUAACCAUUUGAUUUGCCAUAAUUUAUUGUAUAUACAUCAGUAGAACACAUAACACACUUCCAAGAGCAUAUAGCAUAUACCAUUAAUAAUUGUCAUUUAUUUUUUAAGAGCUGUCACUUAACUAUAAUUUUGUAAAAACUGGGCUAUUUGUUUAAUUGUUUUCACAUUAUUUUUCAUUUUUGUAAUUAUAUGAUAUAUAUUAAAAAUAUUAAUGUACAUGUAUAUGCUUAAUGAAUAUAUUUUUUCUUAGUUAAUUAAGUUUUUGCUACUUACAUUUUGUUUACAAUUUAAAAUUGGAGAACAGUAUUAAAGCCAAGGCAAGGCACAAGAGUUAUACUACUUACUUAUAUGCAAAUAUAUUUCUAUAUUUCUGUGCUUAA